Ficedula albicollis (Collared flycatcher) is the source of this 2391-nucleotide messenger RNA. RefSeq names its product angiopoietin like 2 (gene ANGPTL2). The transcript has 5 exons. The coding region runs from base 547 to 2019 and encodes 490 amino acids. The record is from RefSeq and is a predicted model, not a curated record. NCBI's taxonomy places the organism in Eukaryota, Metazoa, Chordata, Aves, Passeriformes, Muscicapidae.
CCCGGCGUGCCCCGAGGCCGGCUCCGGCUCCGAGGGCGGGGAGGGCUCAGCCGGGGUGGCCGGAGCACGAAGCCCCUCCCGCAGCCCCGCUGCGGCGGCGGCCCGGAGGCGGAGGCAGCUCGCCCGUCCAACCAGCGCCCGGCAGCUCGCCGCUGCUUUGCCUUCUCUCCCCCUUUCCCGGCCAGGAUAAGGCUGCUACAAAGAGCAGGGGUUCAAAUGAGGCUGCUCCGGGCCGCCUGAAGGGACGGCCGGCAGCGCCGAGCGCCCCGCGGGAAGGCACCGCUUCGGAGGCGGGGCGCAGCCCGGCCUGACGAGGCCAGAACGGUUCUGUGCAAGAAAAACGCAGAAGAGGAAAAGAAUUGCUCUUUCCCGAGUACGUCCCACCCUGUCUCGGCACGGCACACGCGGACUGCGGUGGCCGAGGCGAUGUCCCCGCGGCCGGGCCGCGGCGGCAGCUGCUGAGAGGAGCGGCGAGGGCGCGGCGCGGCGGAGACGCGAUUUUAGGAAGUUCUUUGCAGAGGAAUAUUUGACCAGAACUAGAGGAUCAUGAUGACAACAAGAUUCAUCUGUUUAAUGCUAGUAACUGUUGUGGGAGUUACUGCGAGUGAAACACAGGAGUUUGAAGGCAAUGACAAGGAAAAGGCUCAAGAAUUCAUUUAUACGAACAGAUAUAAGCGUUCCAGUGACACACAGGACAAAUGCACUUACACCUUCAUUGUACCUCAGCAGAGAGUGACAGGUGCCAUUUGUGUUAAUUCUAAGGAGCCUGAAGUUCUGCUUGAAAACAGGGUAAAUAAACAAGAAUUACAGUUACUUAACAAUGAACUUCUCAAACAAAAGAGACAAAUAGAAACUCUCCAGCAACUGGUAGAGGUGGAUGGUGGAAUUGUUAAUGAAGUUAAACUCCUAAGAAAAGAGAGCAGAAAUAUGAAUUCUCGUGUCACACAACUCUACAUGCAGCUAUUACAUGAAAUUAUCCGAAAACGUGAUAACGCCUUAGAACUUUCUCAACUUGAAAAUAAGAUUUUGAACCAAACUGCAGACAUGCUGCAGCUUGCAAACAAAUACAAAGACUUAGAGCACAAGUAUCAACAUUUGAUGUCAAUUGCCAAUAAUCAGACAAUAAUAAUUGCCCAGCUGGAAGAACACUGUCAAAGAAUGCCAUCCAUAAAGCCACUGCCACAAACUCCACAACCACCAAUUAAAGUGUACCAGCCUCCUACUUACAAUCGCAUUAAUAACCAGAUAUCUACUAAUGAGAUUCAAAGUGAUCAGAACUUAAAGGUUCUGCCACCUACCUUACCAACCAUGCCUGCAGUUACUAGUAUUCCAACUUCAACUGAUAAACCAUCUGGACCCUGGAGAGACUGUCUACAAGCAUUAGAAGAUGGCCAUGACACAAGCUCCAUCUAUCUUGUAAAACCAGAAAACACAAAUCAGCUGAUGCAGGUCUGGUGUGACCAACGGCAGGACCCUGGUGGCUGGACGGUCAUUCAGAGACGGCUGGAUGGCUCUGUCAACUUUUUCAGGAACUGGGAGACAUACAAGCAAGGAUUUGGUAACAUAGAUGGAGAGUAUUGGCUUGGAUUAGAAAACAUUUAUUGGUUAACAAAUCAAGGCAACUACAAACUGCUCAUAACAAUGGAAGAUUGGUCAGGUCGAAAAGUAUUUGCUGAGUAUGCCAGCUUCAGGCUGGAGCCUGAGAGCGAGUACUACAAGCUGAGACUGGGACGCUACAACGGCAACGCGGGAGAUUCCUUCACCUGGCACAAUGGCAAACAGUUUACCACGCUGGACCGGGAUCACGAUGUGUACACAGGUAACUGUGCUCAUUACCAGAAGGGAGGAUGGUGGUACAAUGCAUGUGCUCACUCCAACCUCAAUGGGGUCUGGUACCGGGGAGGACACUACCGCAGCCGGUACCAGGAUGGUGUUUACUGGGCGGAAUUCCGGGGAGGAUCAUACUCAUUAAAAAAAGUUGUUAUGAUGAUAAGACCUAACCCUAACACAUUUCACUGAAAUAACUCUUCUCUUGGUUUGUUUUGUUGUUCUAAAAAUCACAUAAAGCUACAACGUUAUUACCAGGAAUUAUCUUUUCAGAAACGAGGAAUGUAAGAUACUGUACAUUUAUUGAUAAGAUAUGAGGGCUUGUGUAUUAUAUUUUCAAGAAUUAUCCCAGGAAAAAGAGCUGGAGAAAAGGAACUGUAAUAACAUUCAAAACACCUCUUGGUAGUAUUAGAACUUGCAGUUUAGAUGAAAACUGUAGGCAAGCUUCCUGGUUUUUACUCCCUGUAAAUUAAGUUUGGAGGAUAAAAGUAUUGCUACCACAUUUAAGUAUUUUUGUAUGUUAUGUAUAAAUAUUCUCAAAUACAGGAAAUAUUACAAACUGUA